AUGGGUUGGAUUUCUGGCAACAAGCUGGCCCCGGCCUCCACAAGCGUGGUCGAGAAGAUCGAAAUCCGCCCCGAUAGACCCGUGAGAUCUGCUCAGCCGCAAGACAUCCUUGAGCGAAAGUACGCCAUUGUGCCAGCACACUUGUCUGACAAUAAUUUGCCAUUUAUCCCGAAAGAGACUGUCGUCGGCAAGCAGCAACCGGGGCUGUUGGCAGAGGGCGAUCUCACGAGCGAUCCUCGGCGACACGACUGGUGGAUUGUCAUUGAUAAUGUUGUCUACGACUGCACAGACUUCGUCCUAGAGCAUCCGGGAGGCCAGCAAGUCAUCAUGAGUUUCGUUGGCCAAGAUUGCUCCUGGCAAUUUUGGCGCUUCCACCGUGAUUCCCAGAUACAGCGAUACGGCAAACAGCUGCGCAUCGGGCGCACAGAAGGCGUCGCGAAUCGCUUCAAAGAACCGAAACGAUUUGUCGGUCUAUCCAAACUUAGCGACGAUAGCUGGUAG
Messenger RNA from Cyphellophora europaea CBS 101466, 501 nucleotides. RefSeq lists its product as uncharacterized. Lineage: Eukaryota; Fungi; Ascomycota; Eurotiomycetes; Chaetothyriales; Cyphellophoraceae. Gene Ontology annotation, cellular component: intracellular membrane-bounded organelle; membrane. The coding region runs from base 1 to 501 and encodes 166 amino acids. The record is from RefSeq and is a predicted model, not a curated record. Gene Ontology annotation, molecular function: heme binding. The transcript has a single exon.